Messenger RNA from Pseudogymnoascus destructans, 1341 nucleotides. It is a transcript of the gene RAD51, whose product is annotated as recombinase rad51. The transcript is spliced from 3 exons. NCBI's taxonomy places the organism in Eukaryota, Fungi, Ascomycota, Leotiomycetes, Thelebolales, Thelebolaceae. The record is from RefSeq and is a predicted model, not a curated record. Gene Ontology annotation, cellular component: condensed nuclear chromosome. Gene Ontology annotation, molecular function: ATP-dependent DNA damage sensor activity; DNA strand exchange activity; single-stranded DNA binding. The coding region runs from base 100 to 1149 and encodes 349 amino acids. Gene Ontology annotation, biological process: DNA recombinase assembly; double-strand break repair via homologous recombination; mitotic recombination-dependent replication fork processing.
GAAACAACAACUAACACGAAUUUAUCGAUUCGAAUCGGCUGGCCAAACUGGUCUAAUCACGUAAGAAAGGUUGUUGUGCUUGGCUCGGUAACAACAACAAUGGCGGCCGAGGAUAUGGAGGGAUCGCAAGGCAUUGGUGAGGGUGGAGUUGGAGGGCCUGGUGCGCCUACGCCUUUGUGGUCACUCGAGGGCGUUGCUGGACUUACAAAGCGCGAUAUUCAACUUGUUGUUGAUGGCGGCUUUAAUACGGUCGAGGCUGUUGCCUACACUCCCCGCAGAGUACUGGAACAGAUCAAGGGGAUCUCGGAGCAAAAGGCAACGAAGAUAUUAACAGAAGCUUCCAAGCUUGUUCCUAUGGGCUUCACUACGGCAACAGAAAUGCAUCAACGCCGCAGCGAAUUGAUUUCCAUCACCACUGGCUCCAAGCAGCUCGAUACCUUAUUAGCUGGUGGUAUCGAAACAGGCUCUGUCACAGAAAUAUUCGGCGAAUUCAGGACUGGAAAGAGUCAGAUCUGCCAUACAUUGGCGGUUACUUGCCAACUUCCUUUUGAUAUGGGUGGUGGCGAGGGGAAGUGUUUGUACAUCGACACAGAAGGAACAUUCAGACCAGUUCGUCUAUUGGCUGUGGCAAAUCGAUACGGACUAUCAGGAGAAGAGGUCCUCGAUAAUGUAGCAUAUGCGCGUGCUUACAAUUCCGAUCAUCAGCUCCAGCUUCUGCAACUUGCCUCGCAGAUGAUGUGCGAAACCCGCUUUUCACUACUCAUCGUUGACAGCGCCACAUCUCUAUAUCGCACGGAUUUUGUUGGGAGAGGGGAAUUGGCUUCAAGGCAAACCCACCUGGGGAAGUUUAUGAGAGCGUUACAGCGUCUUGCCGACGAGUUCGGCAUUGCAGUUGUCAUUACCAACCAGGUCGUGGCCCAAGUCGAUGGAGGACCCAGCGCGAUGUUUAACCCAGAUCCUAAGAAGCCAAUAGGUGGACACGUUAUUGCUCACGCGAGUACAACCCGGCUCAGUCUGAAGAAGGGAAGGGGAGAGACGAGAAUAUGCAAGAUUUACGACAGCCCUUGUCUUCCGGAGAGCGACUGCCUGUUCGCCAUCAAUGAGGAUGGCAUUGGUGACCCAAGUCCAAAGGAUCUCGAGAAAGACUAGAUCUUUUAGGCGACACGAGGAAUGGGUCCACAAUCGUAUGGGUAUGGAGAACGUGCAUUGUUGAGUUACGAGGCUAUGAGAAACUUUGUUACAGAAAGAGCUUGGCGUUAUAGAUAUUGUGUGCUUUAGCAUGCCGCGAAUUGUACAUUUAAUUGGCCUAGCAUUAUGGACUUGGGAACAAUAAACUGCCUA